AUGGAUCCCUUGCGUGGAUUGCAACACCACCGCUGCUGCUCCCCUGCCUCGCCUAGAGUCCACCUCUCCGAUCACCGUUCUCAGUCCCUCCACCGCCGCUGUCAUCGUUCUUCGAGCACUCAUUUCCUCCGCACUCACAGGAUCUCAUUCUCUCUCCGUCACCACCACGUCCUUCUCCCGAGAAUCGCUUGCCGCGUUUCUCCUCCUGAAACCAGGGAUGAAGAAAGGAUGGACAAAUCCAGGUCGAAACAGAAAGUGCAGCUCAAUAUUCGUCUCGAUCACCAAGUUAAAUUUGGUGAGAAUGUAGUCAUUUUGGGAUCAGUGAAGGAGCUGGGUUCAUGGAAAAGGAAUGUGCCAUUGAAUUGGACGGAAGGUGGAUGGGUGUGCAAUUUGGAGUUGGACGGUGGUCAGUCUAUUGAGUAUAAGUUUGUUGUUGUGAACAAGGACAAGCGCACGUCGUGGGAAGGUGGUGAUAAUCGGAGGCUGAAUUUGCCGAACGAGGGGAGUUAUGAGAUGGUGUGUAGGUGGAAUGCAACUGGGGAAGGUGUUGAUUUGUUGCCUGCUGGUUCAGAGCAGAAGCAGGACAGAACAGAGAAAAUUGGCCAUGAUGGACCUAGCAGUGCCCCUCCCAUUCAUGAUGGUGAGCCAAGCCCUUUUGUUGGACAAUGGCAAGGAAAGGCUGCAUCAUUCAUGAGGUCCAAUGAACAUAGGGACAGGGAAGGUGAUAGGAGAUGGGAUACUUCUGGUCUUGAGGGAUUGUCUCUAAAGUUAGUCGAAGGUGAUCAGAGUGCAAGGAAUUGGUGGAAAAAGCUUGAAGUUAUCCGGGAGCUGAUAGUUGGAAGUCUUGAAAGUGGGGAUCGUAUGGAUGCUCUCAUAUACUCUGCCAUCUAUCUUAAGUGGAUUAAUACCGGACAAAUUCCUUGCCUUGAAGAUGGAGGACAUCACAGGCCAAAUCACCAUGCUGAAAUCUCUAGGCAAAUAUUUCGGGAGUUGGAAAGAAUAUCUAGUAGAAAGGAUACUUCUCCACAGGAAGUGCUUGUUAUUCGGAAGAUCCAUCCUUGUUUGCCAUCAUUUAAGGCAGAAUUUACAGCAUCAGUUCCUCUAACUCGCAUUAGGGAUAUUGCUCAUCGGAAUGACAUCCCUCAUGACCUUAAGCAAGAAAUCAAACACACGAUUCAAAACAAGCUUCAUAGGAAUGCCGGGCCAGAAGAUCUAGUUGCUACGGAGGCUAUGCUUGCACGAAUCACCAAGAACCCUGGAGAGUACAAUGGGGCAUUUGUGGAACAAUUCAAGAUUUUCCAUCAGGAGCUUAAGGAUUUCUUCAAUGCUGGAAGUCUUACUGAGCAGCUUGACUCAGUUAGAGACAGCUUUGAUGAUAAGAGUCUUUCUGCUCUCACAUUGUUUUUGGAUCGCAAAAAGAACUUGGAUGCUUCAAAACGGUUGACCAACAUUAGCGAAUUGAUUGAGACCAUGCAGUCUCUGAAUGGUCUUAGAGAUAUGAUUGGAAAGGGUCUUGAAAGUGGUCUCAGGAAUGAUGCCUCUGAUGCUGCUAUAGCUAUGCGUCAAAAGUGGCGUCUUUGUGAAAUUGGCCUAGAAGACUACUCUUUUGUACUGUUGAGCAGAUUCAUCAAUGAACUUGAAUCAAAGGGAGGGGCUAAGUGGCUUACUGACAAUGCAGAAUCAAAGAAUGUCAGCUCAUGGAACGAACCACUUUCUUCCCUCAUUAUUGGUGUUCAUCAACUGGCCUUAUCUGGGUGGAAGCCAAAAGAAUGUACAGCCAUUGAAAAUGAACUCCUUGCAUGGCAAGAGAGAGGUCUCUCUGACAAGGAAGGAGCUGAAGAUGGCAAAAUGAUUUGGGCACUGAGGCUCAAAGCAACUCUCGAUAGAGCAAGAAGAUUGACUGAGGAAUACUCAGAAUCACUUCUUCAGAUAUUUCCGCCAAAAGUACAGAUUUUAGGCAAAGGACUCGGAAUUCCAGACAAUAGUGUGAGGACAUACACUGAAGCUGAGAUUCGAGCAGGGGUAGUUUUCCAAGUGUCCAAGCUCUGUACCGUGCUUUUGAAAGCAGUCAGAAAUAAUCUUGGGUCCCAGGGUUGGGAUGUUCUUGUUCCUGGGGCUGCUGUUGGCAUAUUAGUUCAGGUCGAAAGCAUUGUACCCGGAUCAUUGCCGCCAAGUGCAAAAGGUCCCAUAAUUCUUGUGGUCAACAAGGCUGAUGGGGAUGAAGAGGUCACAGCUGCCGGAAGCAACAUAGUAGGAGUCGUGCUUCUGCAAGAACUGCCUCACUUAUCUCAUCUAGGUGUUAGAGCCCGCCAGGAAAAAGUUGCCUUUGUAACAUGUGAAGAUGAUGACAGACUUGCUGAUAUACAAAAACUCCUUGGGAAAUUUGUGAGGCUGGAUGCAUCUUCAAGCGGUGUAAAUCUAACUCAAACCUCGUCAAAUGAGAUCACUUACAAUUUUGCUGCGGAAGAUAUUGCAGGCAAUGGUGCAUCUGCAGUUAGAAAAACAGAGCUUCAAGACCCUACCAUUAAACCUUCUUCACCUAACGAGGGUGCAUCUGCUGGAGGCGUCAUAUUGCUCGCCAAUGCAGACCCACUUACCUCUGGUGCAAAGGCGGCUUCAUGUGGUCUCUUAGCUUCUUUAGCGGCCGUUUCAAGUGAGGUCUCCAAUGACCAUGGGGUAUCAGCUUCAUUCCAAGUCCCGAAGGGUUUAGUUAUCCCUUUCGGUUCGAUGGAAAGGGCACUCGAACAGUCCAAUUCGACCGAAACUUUCAAGUCGCUCCUACAACAGGUAGAAGAAGCUAAGCUGGAAGGUGGCCAACUCGACAAACUCUGCACCCAACUCCAGGAGUUGAUUAGUUCCCUGCAGCCACCAGAUGAAGUCAUGGAUGCCAUCAGCCAAACAUUCCCGGGAAACGCCCGUCUGAUCGUACGUUCAAGUGCCAACGUGGAAGACUUGGCCGGAAUGUCUGCCGCCGGACUCUACGAUUCCAUCCCCAACGUGAGUCCAUCGAACCCAACCGUUUUCAGCGGAGCAGUGAGUCGAGUGUGGGCUUCCUUGUACACGAGGCGAGCAAUUCUGAGCCGUAGAGCAGCUGGCGUGCCUCAGAAGGAUGCCACCAUGGCCGUUCUGGUACAAGAGAUGCUAUCGCCGGAACUCUCCUUCGUGCUCCACACGCUCAGUCCAACCGACAACGACAGCAACUCGGUCGAGGCCGAGAUUGCUUCCGGCCUCGGUGAGACCCUGGCAUCAGGCACGAGGGGAACUCCAUGGCGUAUGUGUUGUGGCAAGCUGGAUAAGUCUGUCAAGACCUUGGCAUUUGCGAAUUUCAGCGAUGAAAUGGUGGUCGGCAGCGCAUCAUCGCCUGCAGAUGGUGAGGUGGUUCAUCUGACUGUGGACUACAGCAAGAAGGCACUGACGGUCGACUCGGUGUUCCGUAACGAGUUCGGUCAGCGGCUUGGUGCGAUUGGGUGGUUCCUCGAGGACAAGUUCGGUGGACCACAGGAUGUUGAAGGGUGCAUUGUCGGAGAAGAUGUCUACAUUGUUCAAACGCGGCCGCAGCCUCACUAG
Linum trigynum is the source of this 3567-nucleotide messenger RNA. The record is from the annotation of a GenBank genome assembly. NCBI's taxonomy places the organism in Eukaryota, Viridiplantae, Streptophyta, Magnoliopsida, Malpighiales, Linaceae.